AUGACAAUGGAGAUUUUGAAGGCCUUAGCAUACAUCACAGUUGCAGCAACUAUUUUAGGUAGUUUUUUAGUUGAAGGGCAGACUCCUUACCCUUGCACAACCUCAAUGAUGAACAAUUUCACUCCAUGUUUCAAUGCCAUCACUGGAAGUAGCAGCAAUGGUUCUUCUCAACAAGAAAGUUGCUGCACCUCACUGCGGUCGCUCUCGGGAACAAGCAUGGACUGUGCCUGCCUUUUACUUACUGCUAACGUGCCCGUUCCUCUGCCCAUCAAUGCAGCCCUUGGUCUCAUCCUUCCAAGUUCUUGCAACAUCAGCAACCUGCCUGCUCAAUGCAAAGCGUCUGGUUCUCCUCUGCCAUCCCCAGGGCCUAUCUCACUUGGACCAACUGCACCAACUCCUACUGCAGCUACUUCUCCUGAACUAAGCCCACGAGUUUCCAAAGCAGUGGCAGUAGCUCCAGCACCACAGCAAUUGACGACUACAAAUACACCGGCGGAAUCAGUAGCUCCGGCAGCAACCCAUCGUCGGAUCCGACCUGUUUUAACUCCAUCCGCCUCUGUUCCAACUUGUUUCCACCCACCAUCGCUGUUGCUGAUAUCCACAGCCAUCAUGGUUUUCAAAUCCCAUUGAACAGCCUUUUGCUUUCAUUCCCUCCCUGCUUGUUCUUAAUACUCAUUUUGUUUC
Messenger RNA from Cucumis melo (muskmelon), 684 nucleotides. Its product is annotated as non-specific lipid transfer protein GPI-anchored 16-like. Bases 1 to 630 code for a protein of 209 amino acids. The record is from RefSeq and is a predicted model, not a curated record. NCBI's taxonomy places the organism in Eukaryota, Viridiplantae, Streptophyta, Magnoliopsida, Cucurbitales, Cucurbitaceae. The transcript is spliced from 4 exons.